Messenger RNA from Amaranthus tricolor (Joseph's coat), 5637 nucleotides. Its product is annotated as DExH-box ATP-dependent RNA helicase DExH8. Gene Ontology annotation, biological process: maturation of SSU-rRNA from tricistronic rRNA transcript (SSU-rRNA, 5.8S rRNA, LSU-rRNA). The record is from RefSeq and is a predicted model, not a curated record. The transcript is spliced from 14 exons. Lineage: Eukaryota; Viridiplantae; Streptophyta; Magnoliopsida; Caryophyllales; Amaranthaceae. Gene Ontology annotation, molecular function: ATP binding; RNA binding; metal ion binding. Gene Ontology annotation, cellular component: nucleolus; intracellular anatomical structure. The coding region runs from base 2587 to 5382 and encodes 931 amino acids.
CUUCGCCUAUUCUCGAUUUUUAUAUAUAUUUUUUAAUUUAUUAUUGGUUAUUCGAGUUUUAGUACACUUACUGUUGUGUUAGAAAAUUCUGCUUUUUUUUUUUUUUUUUUUUUUAGUGCUUCAUUUAGUUCAUUUUUUUUUGCAAAGUUGGAGAGUUUAAUUGGAAAUUUUAAGAGCCGUUAAUUUUGGUUGACGUUUAGAUUUGGUUAUGCGGACUACCGUCGGCUAGGAUGUUAAUUUUUUGUUGCAAUGCAAUACUAAAUUUGAUGUUAGAUUUUGUAACAAUGGACAAUUAUGGGUUAUGGUUUAUUCAAUUUUUAGCCUUUUUUCGUCACUGAAAAAUUGUGGUUUGGUAAGGAAAUUCAUGAAUUUAUGAUGUCUGAAGGGGAGGAAUAAUACUGUGUAACACCCUGCCUUGUCCAAGUAGGCGACACUACCCAUGGGGUUGCCGACCCACAAACCAACACAAGUGUGCACUUUAUUCUUAUCCGUUGUAAGACUAUUCCACACUGUAUGCACCCUACAAAUGGGCUUCCUAGAAAAAAUUGCAUCUUGUUGAUAUGGUUAGUUGAUCAAUUUUUCUUAAAUCUCCUUUGUUUUCGUAUCAAUCUCAAUUUGGGUAUUAUUGAUUGUUCAUGUAUAGAUUUAUAUUGUAACUACUGCCAGUUGUGUCAUUUGUAAUGUCAUAAAGACUUUCCUUUUGGAUUUUAUUAAAAGUAAAAAACAUGUGCAAUGGUUGAACUUGUUCUACCACAAGAAAUGGUGAAUCAUCUUGACACAUAGAAUCCGGAGCUUCAACACUGUCAACCCUCAAAAUGUAUGGAAGAUUAAACCCCAAUGUCUUUAACAUGUCAAGAUUUUCCAAUUGUUUUUUAUUUGCUUUUAUGAAAGAAACAUUUGACGUACUAAAACGAUCUUUCUUGAUAGCAUUGAAGAUGUCCCUUUGAGGGGGAGCAAUUAUAAACUCACAAGUGCUUAAAAACUGCAACAAUCAUAAAUAGUACAUAACAAAAUAAAAAUCAUGGAAUGAUAGAUUUUGGGAAACAACAACUCAAAAUUAAAUUCGAUUAGCACAGAGGAUUAAUUAAAAUUUAUCAAUGGGUAGAUCAAGUUUAAAUUUAAAUUAAUACAAAAUUUGUUGGUCUAAGGAUUUGCCAAAUAUCCAAAGGUGUGUAAUGAAUAUGGAUUUUAGAUAAUACACUAUCAGUUUGUAAUAUUUUGGAUAUUAUGAUGUAGAAGCUUAGAGAAUAACCUAGAUAAAUUGGGGAAAGGGGAAAGGAGAAAGGGAGAAAGUAUUCAAUUAUGGCCUAUAAUUUAUAUUUUGACCAUCAAGAUUUUUCAUCUCAAACAAGUUUGCUAUACUGUUAUCAAAUAAACAAUGCAAUUUUAUCUAACCAAGACUAUAAUGCUUGGUUACUUGUUGAUUGAUCUUUGGUAAAAUCGUCCCUUAUGAAGUUUGCUCCUCGAUGAGAGCAGUUGUUCUUGUAUGAAGAAGAGUGUAUGGCCAUUGUAUGAACCCGAGUGCAUCCAAGCAUUAUUUUCUUGGUAAGAUAAAAUUGCAUUGUUUAUUUGAUAGCAAUAUUGCAAACUUGUUUGAGAUGCAGAAACUUGAUGGUAAAAAUGUGAGUUAUAGGCCAUAAUUGAAUACUUCUCCCUUUCUCCUUUCCCCCUUUUAUCUAGCUUAUUAUCUAAGGUUCCACAUCAUAAUAUCUAAAAUAUCACAAAUUAAUAGUCUAUUAUCUAAAAUGCCUAUUCAUUACACAACUUUGGAUAUUUGGCAAACCCUUAGAGCAACAAAUUUUGUAUUAGUUUAAAUUUAAAUUUGAUCUAUGCAUUGGUAAAAUUUAAUUCAUCCUCUGUGCUAAUCGAAUUUAAUUUUGAGUUGUCUUCCAAAAUAUAUCAUUCCAUGAUUUUUAUAUUUUAAAUUUGAAAUGUACUAUUAAUGAUUGUUGUAGUUUUUAAGCACUUGUGAGUUUACAAUUGAUGCUCCCCUCAAAGGGACAUCUUCAAUGCUAUCAAGAAAGAUCGUUUUAGUACAUCAAAUGUUUCUUUCAUAAAAGCAAAUAAAAAACAUUUGGAAAAUUUAGACAUGUUAAAGACAUUGGGGUUUAAUCUUCCAUACAUGUUGAAGGUUGAGAGCGUUGAAGCUCCAGAUUCUAUGUGUCAAGAUGAUUCACUAUUUCUUGUGGUAGAAAAAGUUCAACCAUUGCACAUGUUUUAGACUUUUUCUAAAGACUUGCUGAUAAUAAAUGAUAGUAGUGACUUGGUGAGGAUGUAUUUUUAGUACUAGUGUAAUUGUAAACUGCAAUUGAUGUUCAUUAGAAACUAGAAUCAUAGAAUGUCUAGGUUUUUUGAAUUGUUUUGAGUGCUGGCCACCUCAAAAAAAAAAAAAAAAAGAGUCACAAUCGUAUGAAGUAUGACCACAAAACAUACAGCGCCGCUACCCUCGCUUGAAUCUAUGGGGGAUCUGGUUGUCUUAUACCUGCAGGGAAAAGUUCACAAGUUCCAUUGUUUCUCCGUGAAGCGAACUUCACCCCUGUUAUCUGUACACAGCCUCGAAGAUUCGCUGUUGUUGCCGUGGCUAAGAUGGUUGCAGAUAUGGUUCAAAGUGAACUGGGAGACGAGGUUGGAUAUCACAUUGGUCACUCUAAGGUCAUGUCAUCCAGAUCAACAAUUAUCUUUAAAACUGCUGGUGUACUACUGGAAGAAAUGCGGGAGAAGGGGAUACAUGCUCUUAAGUACAAGGCUAUCAUUCUAGAUGAAGUGCAUGAGAGAUCCGUAGAAUCCGAUCUUGUUCUUUUCUGUGUGAAACAAUUUCUUCUCAGAAACAAAGACAUGAGGCUGGUUUUGAUGUCUGCAACUGCUGACGUUUCAAAAUAUAGGGAUUACUUCAGGGAUCUUGGCAGGGAUGAAAGAGUGGAAGUCCUUGCUAUACCUAGUUCCCACCAGCACACUUAUUUCCAACGGAAGGUCCUCUACCUGGAACAGGUUGCUGAACUUCUUGAGGAGAGUCCCGACUCAUCAAACACAUUGUCUGUGAAAUACUGUCAUGGCACAACUCCAUUAUUGGCCAAGGCAGAUAUCAAACAUGACGUGCACAAGCUGAUUCAUCAAUUAGUCUUGUAUAUACAUAAAAAUGAGCCAGACAUUGAAAAGAGUAUUCUCAUUUUUCUUCCUACAUACUAUUCACUUGAGCAGCAAUGGUUUCUAUUAAAGCCCUUUGAUUCGGAAUUUAAGGUCCAUAUUCUACACAGUAGUAUAGAUACUAAUGAGGCUCUGAAGGCUAUGAAGAUAUCGAAGUCUCAUCGUAAGAUUAUAUUAGCUACCAAUAUUGCAGAGUCAUCAGUGACGAUUCCUGAUGUUGCUUAUGUGAUUGAUUCUUGCCGGUCAUUACAAGUCUAUUGGGAUGGGAAUCGAAAAAUAGAUACAUCUGAGCUUAUUUGGGUUUCUAAAUCUCAGUCUAAUCAGCGUAAAGGAAGAACUGGUCGAACAUGUGAUGGUCAGAUUUAUAGAUUAGUUACUGGAUCGUUUUACAAUGAGCUGCCGGAUUUCGAGGAGCCUUCAAUUCUUAAGCUAUCACUGAGGCUACAGGUGCUCCUUAUGUGCUGUGCUGAAUCAAAAUUUAUUAAUGACCCAAAAGCUUUGUCGCAGAAGGCUUUAGACCCGCCAGAUCUUGAGAUUGUGGAGGAUGCUCUGAGCUUACUUGUACGUAUGAAGGCCAUUAACAAAGCACAUCCAAGGGGGCGAUGUGAACCGACAUUUUACGGAAGGGUUCUUUCCAGUCUCUCAUUAUCAUUUGAUGCUUCUGUGCUAAUCCUUAAGUUUGGUAGCGCUGGAAUGUUACGUGAGGGGAUUUUACUGGGCAUAUUGAUGGAUAUGCAACCACAGCCCAUUAUCCGUCCCUUCGGUCAGGAAAAUUUGUUUAUGGAGUAUACGGACUCCUUCUAUGCAGUUAAUGAAGAGAACUCUUCUUUGGCUGGAAGAAAGGAAGUGGUAUUCUUAGCGAAUCUGUGUGCGUAUCAAUUUUGGGAACGUGUAUUCAAGGAUAAGCAUCGGUUGCAGCAUCUUAAAAAGCUUUUGGAUGUUGAGGAUACAAUAGCUCCCCAGGCAAAGCUUUCCAGAAUAGAAGAAGAAUGGUGCCGCUUUCAUAAUUUGCUGUCGUCUUCGAUGAAUCAGAUUUCUGAAGCAUAUAAUGACAUUCUAUGCUCGUUGCAUCGAUAUCGGCCCCAGUUUCUUGCCAAAUCUAGCGGCUUACCCUUUUAUUAUGAACCUUAUGAUUUCAGACAUGUGUGCCUUUUAGAGUGUCAGCCAAGUACUGAUGCUAUUGCUCUUGUUGAGGACGAUGAGCACAAUGAAACAAAGAAAUGUCUUGCAAUGCCAUUUGUAUCCUCAUGCCACUUUCAAUGUCAAAGUGUGGCAGAGAAGUUUGCAAAUAUUAUCAAAGAGAUUCGAAUCCAGCAUGCAGAAGCUUUAAUUGAGGACCCUCGGCAGUUAAUUGAUGAGAAGAGAUCAAAUAUUUCUGGGGAAUCAUCAAUAUGUAGGUAUUAUGUCCAAGGGAAUUGUAGUAGAGGCAAUGAUUGCUGGUUCUCCCAUUCAAUGGAAGGAAAAAGACCAGUGUGCAAAUAUUUUACAUCUUUACAGGGUUGUCGGAAUGGCGACUCAUGUGUCUUUUCUCAUGAGGUUGGUGCUCAAGCUGUUUCAUCUGAAUUAAAUUUAUGUAUUCCAGAAGAGGAGGCUGAUGCUGAAGCUCUUAUCAAAUUAUUUCCAACAUCAUCUAGUGGUCAUAUAUUGGUAUUGGAUGAUACAGACUUUCAUUUUUCAUCAAGCUUCUCUCAACAUUAUAAACCAUCAAAAAUUAUAGCAACAACUUCUCUCUUAGAGACCACUAUUUUUGAUCCAUCACUCUCUGCUGUUCAAAUUUUGUGGGGCAUCCGUGAACCUUUUGAGAUUUUUACCUCUGAAUCAGAUGGAAAAUGUAUUCCUUGGGACAAUUUGAAGCGAAUCUUCUGGUUUCCGAAAUUUGAUAGUUGUGAUGAAAUCUUACAGAAGGAUAAGCGUCUAGUGCAGAAAUUCUUUGAGCAUUUGGCUGUCCGUAUAUUGGCCGAUACACUAUUUGACUUUCAGGUCAUUGUUGUCAUGAACAAUAUCAGGUUCUCCUACCUACAGGUGGAGAAGUUGGGAAGAGAUUGCUUCUUCUUCUUGAAGGAGUCAUUUCAGUUUGAUGAACUAACCUUCGGAGUUCUGCCAGAUUCUGUGCAUACUAAAAAAUCUUUAGUUACAUCCACUUCCGUCUGCUACGUUUUUACUCUGCAUCCACCCACCGACCUGCAAUUCGGAGACUAUACUUCUGCCUUACAUGAUCAACUACACCGAAACCAGUAAAUUAUUGAUCCAUUUUUUGUGAAGUGGUGUAAUUUGUAGAUUUCUAUCAGUAUGUUUUUGUUGCAUCCUUGCCUGUUUGCAAUAUAUUAGCUCUGCCUCUACUAGAAUGGUGCAUUUUGUGACUCUGGUUGUCAUACUAUAAGUUGAGCACUAGUAGAGAAAAUAAUUGCACCAUCUAUAACUAGCCCGUUAUUUUGGCCGUUGGCUUCAUGUAUUUAAACUAUCUCUUUAUCCAAAUUAUACUUCUCGUUCCAA